UGGCAAAAUGAGUCUUAAACCCUCGUAUAAACCCUCUCUUCACACAAAGGAAUGCUAACAAGUCUGAACAAACAUGGCACCCAAAUCCCACGCCAAAAAAAAUUCACAGUUGAAGGGUAAAACCUCAAACGCGUCAAUGCCCCUUCAACUUGAAGAUGAAGUUCCUGACUUCCCUAGAGGUGGGGCAAGUUCUUUGAGCCGGAAAGAGUUGGAUGAAGUUCGAGCUGAGGUGGAUGCAGAGUUUGAGGCUGAAGACAGAUUAUUGAAGAAGAGGAAGAAGCAACACAAGGUGCAAAGGAGUAGUACAGAAGAUGAUUUAGGUUCCCUUUUUGGCGGUGGCAUCAAUGGAAAAUUGCCAAGGUUCGCCAACAGGAUCACUUUAAAGAAUAUAUCUCCUGGAAUGAAGCUCUGGGGAGUAGUUUCUGAAGUAAAUGAGAAAGAUAUUGUUGUCAGUCUCCCAGGAGGCUUGCGGGGGUUAGUUCGAGCAUCUGAAGCAAUUCCUCCUUUCGUGGGGGAUGGAUCAAAACGGUCAGAGAUGGAUGCUAAUUUUCUUUCUAGUGUAUAUCACACCGGGCAGCUGGUUUCUUGCAUUGUCUUGCACUUGGAUGACGAUAAGAAAGAAGCAGGGAAGAGAAAGAUUUGGCUUUCCUUGCGUCUCUCUUUAUUGCACAAGAACUUAACUCUUGACGUUAUUCAAGAAGGAAUGAUUCUUAGUGCAUACGUGAAAAGCAUGGAAGACCAUGGUUAUAUGAUUCAUUUUGGGCUGCCUUCCUUCUCAGGAUUUAUGCCAAAAGAAUCAGAAAAUGUGGAAGUUAAGAUUAGAAGCGGGAAGCUGGUACAAGGGGUUGUUAAAAGUAUUGAUAGAACGCAUAAAGUUGUUUAUUUGAGUUCUGAUCCUGAUGUUGUCUCAAAAUGUGUGACCAAGGAUCUUAAGGGUAUCUCAAUUGAUCUUCUCGUUCCAGGCAUGAUGGUUAAUGCUAGUGUGCGUUCAAUUCUUGAAAAUGGAAUUAUGUUAUCAUUCCUCACGUACUUUACCGGAACAGCUGACAUGUUCAAUUUGCAGCAAACUUUCCCCUCUUCCAAUUGGAAAGUUGAUUUUCCGCAAAAUAAAAAGGUUAAUGCUCGGAUACUAUUUAUUGAUCCCUCAUCUAGAGCUGUUGGCUUGACAUUGAAUCCUCACCUGGUUUACAACAAGGCUCCUCCUGCACUUAUCAAGGUUGGAGAUAUUUUUGAUCAAUCAAAAGUGAUCAGGAUUGAUAGGGGUUUGGGUCUUUUGCUGGAAAUCCCCUCUUCUCCAGUUCCAACUCCAGCAUAUGUUAAUGUAUCUGAUGUUGCUGAUAAGGAAGUGAAAAAGCUGGAGAAAAGUUUCAAGGAAGGGAAACUUGUUCGCGUCAGGGUUCUUGGGUUUAGGCGUCUAGAAGGACUUGCUACUGGGGUUUUGAAGACCAGUGCAUUUGAAGGGUCAGUUUUCACUCAUUCAGACGUCAAACCUGGGAUGGUGGUAAAAGCUAAAGUCAUUGCAGUAGACAGCUUCGGUGCUAUAGUACAAUUUUCUAGUGGUGUGAAAGCACUUUGUCCUCUUCGUCAUAUGUCUGAAUUUGAAAUAGUAAAACCCAGGAAAAAAUUCCAGGUUGGAGCAGAAUUAGUCUUUCGUGUUCUUGGUUGCAAGUCAAAGAGAAUCACUAUUACACACAAGAAGACACUAGUUAAAUCAAAACUUGAAAUUCUUGGUUCUUAUGCUGAUGCUACUGAAGGACUAACAACACACGGAUGGAUAACGAAGAUUGAAAACCACGGUUGCUUUGUCCGCUUUUACAAUGGAGUCCAAGGGUUUGCCCCAAGAUCUGAACUUGGACUUGAUCCGGGGUGCGAAAUAAGUUCCAUGUAUCACGUUGAACAAGUAGUGAAAUGCAGAGUUACCAGUUCUAAUCCGUCUUCACGCCGUAUUAACCUCAGUUUCACAACAACAUCCUCAAGAGUAUUCAGCAAUGAACUUAUUAAACCAGGAAAUGUUGUUUCUGGAGUGGUUGAACGAGUAACUCCGGAUGCAAUCGUCCUAGAUGUUACUGCUCAGGGUCAUUUUAAGGGCACAAUCUCACCCCAACAUUUGGCAGAUCACAGUGGCCAUGCUGAGCUGAUGAAGUCCGCCUUGAGGCCUGGGUAUGAGUUUGAUCAGCUUUUGGUUCUUGAUGUUGAGGGAAGCAAUUUAAUACUCUCUGCAAAACAUUCUCUUGUGACCUCAGCUCAGCAACUUCCACGGGAUGUUAAUCAAGUCCAUCUUAACUCUGUGCUGCAUGGCUAUAUUUGUAAUAUAAUUGAAAGUGGUAUCUUCAUUCGCUACCUUGGGCGCUUGACUGGGUUUUCUCCAAGAAACAAGGCUACUGAUGACAGAAGAUCUAGUCUUUCUGAAGUUUACAAGAUUGGACAGUCUGUUCGCACUAACGUUGUUCAUGUCAGCAGUGAAACAAAUCGAAUUACAGUUUCUUUGAAGCAGUCUUUUUGCUCUUCAACGGAUGCAUCCUUCAUUCAAGAAUACUUCAUUGUGGAGGAGAAGAUUGCCAAGCUGCAGUCGGUGGACUCUGGAGGUUCCGAUUUAAGAUGGGUGGAACAAUUUAAUGUUGGUAGUACUGUGAAAGGAAAAGUUCAUGAAAUAAAGGAAUUUGGUGUUGUAGUAAGCUUUCAGAAAUAUGAUGACAUCUUUGGUUUUAUUUCCCACUAUCAGUUAAGUGGAAUCCCUGUGGAGACUGGCUCAAGUAUUCGCAUAGCAGUACUGGAUGUUUCCAAGAUAGAACGCCUGGUGGAUCUGUCGUUGAAGCCAGCUUUUGUGAAUAAAUCAAAGAAAGAGACCACUAAUAGUCAAGCCCAGAAGAAACGCAAAAGGGAAGCGCUAGGAGAAUUGGAAGUAAAUCAAACUGUAAAUGCAGUGGUGGAGAUUGUUAAAGAAAAUUACUUGGUUGUUUCACUGCCAUCAUAUAAUAACACUCUUGGAUAUGCAUCACGAGCUGAUUACAAUACUCAAAAUCUCCCUCCUAAAUCAUUUACCAAUGGAGAAAGUGUCAUUGCCGCUGUUAUGGCCCUUCCUUCUCCUUCAACAAGUGGGAGAUUGCUGCUGCUGCUCAAGUCUAUCAGUGAAGCUAUUGAAACGUCAAAUUCCAAGAGGGCUAAAAGGAAAUCUAGUUAUAAUGUCGGAUCGCUGGUUCAGGCAGAGAUUACUGAAAUAAGGCCAUUUGAACUGAGACUAAAAUUUGGUUCCAGUUUCCAUGGGAGGAUGCACAUAACAGAGGCAUCAGAUGAAAAUUAUGCUGAAGCUCCAUUUAGUAACUUCAGAUUUGGGCAGACUCUUACUGCAAGGAUCAUUUCAAAGCUCAAUAUGUCAGAAAGUGUUAAGAGAGGCUAUCAGUGGGAGCUAUCCAUUAAACCAUCCACACUUGCAGGAUCUGAUGAAAUUGAACCCGUUGAAAAAUUGAGUUAUUCAACUGGCCAGCUCGUUUCUGGCUUUGUGUACAAAGUUGACAAUGAAUGGGCUUGGCUAACGAUAUCUCGAGAUGUUAAGGCCCAGCUUUACAUCUUAAAUAGCUCAAGUGAGCCUAGUGAGCUACAUGAAUUUCAGGAAAGGUUUUCUGUCGGCAGGGCCUUCUCUGGUUAUGUUUUACAUUGUAAUAAGGAGAAAAAGUUAGUGCGCUUACUUUCGCAUCCACUGUUGGUUGACCCAGAAAGACCUGUUCUUCAAGGAGAUUGUCCCACGGAUCAUUCAAGUGAAAGAAUGUCAUUUCAUAUUCGUGAAGGCAAUGUUUUGGGUGGCAGGAUUUCUAAAAUCCUUCCAGGUGUUGGUGGAUUGCUUGUUCAGAUUGAUCCUCACCUAUAUGGUAAGGUUCAUUUCACUGAACUGACGGAUCCAGGGGUAGCCGAUCCUCUGUCUGGAUAUCAUGAAGGACAAUUUGUAAAGUGCAAAGUGCUGGAGAUUGCUCAUCCAGGCAAGGGAACUGUUCAUAUUGACCUCUCGCUGCGGUCUAUUCCACACAGAACCCAGAAGCUGAAACUCUCUGCACUCAAUGACACAGUGAAUUUUCCUGUAUUGGUGGAGAAGAUUGAGGAUCUUCACCCAAAUAUGAUGGUGCAGGCAUAUGUGAAAAAUGUAACACCGAAAGGAUGUUUCGUAAUGCUUUCGCGCAAAGUUGAUGCAAAAGUUCUCCUGUCAAACUUGUCUGAUGGCUAUGUGGAAAAUCCAGAGAAAGAAUUCCCUGUUGGGAAACUUGUCAUUGGAAAGGUGGUCUCUGUGGAGCCAUUGUCUAAGCGAGUUGAAAUCACUCUAAGGACAUCAAGUGCAGUUGGUGCUCCCAAGUCUGAUAAAGAUGCUCUAAGUAAUUUGACUGUUGGGGAUAUCAUAUCUGGCAGAGUCAAGCGAGUUGAACCAUAUGGUUUGUUUAUCACAGUUGAUCACACAAACUUGGUUGGGUUGUGCCAUGUUUCAGAAAUCUCUGACAAUCAUGUGGACAAUAUUGACUCUAGACACAAAGCUGGGGAUAGAGUGACGGCAAAGAUUUUGAAGGUGGAUAAGGAAAGACAUCGAAUUUCACUAGGGAUGAAGAAUUCAUAUUUUAAUGAUGCGACAAGUGCUGAGACAGAUACAAGGCCGAGUUCUGGUUGUGCAGUGAAUGGAGAUGCUCGUAUUGAAUCAACUUCCUCACUCAAGAGUAGCUCUCAAGGACGGGAGGAUCUUGAUGGUGAAUCUGUUGAUGGGAAGGACCUGUUCCUUGCUGAAGUUGAAUCUCGGGCAUCCAUACCAGCACUGGAGGUCCCACUUGAUGAUACAGAAAAUUUGGAUAUGAGUGAUGUAGUUAAUCAAGACUCAGGUGAUGCUACCGAUUUCGGUACUUCAGAGGAGAAGAACCAGAAACAUGCAGCAAAAAAAGCUAAAAGAUUGAGGGAACAAGAAAUUAGAGCUGCUGAGGACAGAUUACUGGAAAAAGAUAUUCCCAGAGAUGAAGAUGAGUUUGAGAAAUUAGUUAGAAGUUCCCCCAAUAGCAGUUUUGUCUGGAUAAAAUACAUGGCAUUCGUGCUUUCUUUGGCUGAUGUUGAGAAGGCACGAUCAAUUGCAGAACGGGCUUUGAGGACAAUAAAUGUGCGAGAAGAGUUGGAAAAGCUGAAUGUUUGGGUUGCCUACUUCAAUUUAGAAAACGAGUAUGGAAAUGCCCCAGAGGAAGCUGUUGCAAAAGUAUUCCAAAGAGCGUUGCAGUAUUGUGAUCCCAAAAAAGUUCAUUUGGCCUUGUUAGGAAUGUAUGAGAGGACUGAGCAACACAAACUCACAGAUGAACUUCUUAACAAGAUGGUUAAGAAGUUCAAGCAUUCGUGCAAGGUUUGGCUUAGGCGGGUUCAGUGGCUGUUGAAACAAAACCAAGAUGGAGUCCAGUCAGUGGUGAAUCGUGCUUUGCUAAGUCUUCCUCCACACAAACAUAUUAACUUUAUUACACAGACAUCUAUUCUAGAGUUCAAGUGUGGAGUUCCUGACAGGGGCCGCUCCUUGUUUGAGAAGAUGCUUCGUGAGUAUCCGAAGAGAACUGAUCUGUGGAGCGUAUAUCUUGAUCAGGAGAUUCGACUGGGAGAUGCAGAUGUGAUCCGUGCCUUAUUUGAAAGGGCAAUUACUCUCAGCCUUCCACCCAAAAAGAUGAAGUUCCUCUUUAAGAAGUAUCUUGAGUACGAAAAGAUGCUUGGUGAUGAUGAACGAAUGGAGGCUGUGAAAAGGAAAGCAAUGGAAUACGUUGAGAGCAGUCUUGCUUGAAUUAAAUCCAGAAGUCAUGGAGCUACUCUUGGCAUGGUUCUUGAGUCCUUCAUAGUAUGUAUUGUGUCCAAUUCAGAUAUUGCCUUGAGGUUGAAUCUGUCUGCUGUUGGGACGUACAAACACUAACUGUGGCUACAAUAUAUUGAAAGUAACGUCCUCAGCACUAUAACCAGUCUCUUGUUGGAUGAAAGUUGAGUGAUUGAAAUAGAGCAGUUAUAGGAGAUUGAAAUGCGAGUUUUGAAACAUGCUAGAGAGAAGAGAAGCAUGCAGAUUUCCGACAAGUCGCUUCAAUUUUGUAGCUUAUGUAAAAGACUAAUUUUUUGGUGAAAUUGCGGUGUAAAGAGAAUCUCAGUUUUAUGCAAGAGAGAUCAUAUUGUGUAGGCGUUUGUGUAUGAAUAUGAAUUUUAGUAUUUGAUAAGGAAUUCUAUUGAUGCUAUAAA
This is a messenger RNA of Solanum dulcamara, 6219 nucleotides long. RefSeq names its product rRNA biogenesis protein RRP5. Gene Ontology annotation, cellular component: nucleus; small-subunit processome; nucleolus. The transcript is spliced from 40 exons. NCBI's taxonomy places the organism in Eukaryota, Viridiplantae, Streptophyta, Magnoliopsida, Solanales, Solanaceae. Bases 74 to 5779 code for a protein of 1901 amino acids. Gene Ontology annotation, biological process: rRNA processing. The record is from RefSeq and is a predicted model, not a curated record. Gene Ontology annotation, molecular function: RNA binding; protein binding.